Moesziomyces antarcticus is the source of this 2109-nucleotide messenger RNA. RefSeq names its product GTP binding protein 4. The transcript has a single exon. NCBI's taxonomy places the organism in Eukaryota, Fungi, Basidiomycota, Ustilaginomycetes, Ustilaginales, Ustilaginaceae. Bases 1 to 2109 code for a protein of 702 amino acids. Gene Ontology annotation, molecular function: RNA binding; GTP binding; GTPase activity. Gene Ontology annotation, cellular component: nucleolus. Gene Ontology annotation, biological process: ribosomal large subunit biogenesis. The record is from RefSeq and is a predicted model, not a curated record.
AUGGCGACGAUCAAAACCCCCAUCGCGCCGGUUCCGACCGCUAGCGACUUCCUGGACAUUGUCCUCUCCAAGACCCAGCGAAAGACGCCCACGGUCGUGCAUCCAGGAUGGAAGAUCACGCGUAUCCGCUCGUUCUACAUGCGUAAGGUCAUGUUCACCAAGGAUGCGUUUGCCGAGAAGCUCGACGCCAUUCUCAAGGAGUUCCCUAUCAUGGACAACCUCCACCCCUUUGUCUCGUCGCUGCUCAAUGUGCUGUACGACAAGAACCACUACAAACUUGCGCUCGGUCAGCUCAACACCGCCAAGCACCUCAUCGAGCAGGUGUCCAAGGACUACAUCCGCCUCAUCAAGUUCGGCGACUCGCUCUACCGAUGCAAGCAGCUCAAGCGCGCUGCGCUCGGUCGCAUGGCCACCAUCAUGAAGCGCCAGAAGGACCCGCUGGCCUACCUCGAGCAGGUGCGCCAGCACAUGUCGCGUCUGCCGCCCAUCGACCCUAGCACACGCACGCUGCUCAUCUGCGGAUACCCUAACGUGGGCAAGUCGAGCUUCAUCAACAAGGUGACGCGCUCCGACGUCGACGUCAAGCCGUACGCCUUCACAACAAAGUCGCUCUUCGUGGGUCACAUGGACUACAAGUACCUCCGAUGGCAGGUCAUCGACACGCCCGGUAUCCUCGACCACCCGCUCGAGGAGAUGAACACGAUCGAGAUGCAGUCCAUCACGGCGCUCGCCCAUCUUCGCGCUGCCGUUCUCUACUUUAUGGACCUCUCGGAACAGUGCGGCUACACGGUCGAGGCACAGGUGCAGCUGUUCAACAGCAUUAAGCCUCUGUUCGCCAACAAGCCGUGCAUCCUGGCUAUCAACAAGACCGACGCCAAGAGGCUGGCGGACCUCGAGCCGGAGCGCGCGGCGCUGGUGCAGAGCAUCAUCGACGAGUCCGAGGGCAAGGUACAGCUCACGGAGCUCAGCACAUAUACCGACGAGGGUGUCAUGGAGACGCGCAACCUGGCGUGUGACGUGCUGCUGGCGUCGCGUGUCGAGUCCAAGAUGAAGGGCAGCAAGAUCAACGCCGUGCUCAACCGCCUGCACGUGGCGCAGCCCAAGUCGCGUGACGACGUGGAGCGUACGGCGUACAUUCCCGAGGCGAUCGCCAACGGCUCGAUCAAGAAGUACGAUGCCAAGGACCCCGAGCGCCGCAAGACGCUGCGCGACGAGCAGGAGGAGAACGGCGGCGCGGGCGUGUUCAACAUCGACAUCAAGCGCGACUACAUGCUCGCCAACGACGACUGGAAGUACGACCACAUUCCGGAGAUCUACGAGGGCAAGAACAUCGCCGACUUUGUGGACCCGGACAUCCUGGACAAGCUGGAUGCGCUGGAGCGCGAGGAGGAGAAGCUCGAGGCCGAGGGCUUUUACGCCGAGAGCGACGACGAGGGAUCCAUGGUCGACGAAGAGGAGGAAGCGAUCCGGAGUGCGGCGGCGGCGAUCCGCGAGCGCCAGCACAAGGCCAAGCUGGCGGCGCAGGACCGCAGCAUGAUCAAGAACCAGGCGCGCGUGCCGCGCAAGUUCCAGGAGCGCACGCUUUCGCAGAUGGCCGAGCGCAUGCGCGAGAUUGGCGUGGACCCGAGCAGCGUCACUGCGCGCGCCGAGAUGCUGGCCAAGGCCAAGGGCCUGACGGGCAAGCGCAAGCGCUCCGGUGCUGGCGACGACGACGAGGAGAUGGACGAGGACGACGAGGAGGCGUCGUGGGAGGACGACGAGGAGGACGAGGAGAUGGACACCGAGGAGGCCGACACGAGUGCCUCGAGGAAGGCGCGCAAGAGCAAUGUCGGCGGCAGGCUGCUGUCGUCCACCACGGCUCCUGUCAACCGAUCGGGUGGCCACGUGAGUGCGCGUGCCGGCCCCGCGCGUGUCUCGGCGAGCGACCGCCAGCUGGCGGGUCUCAAGGACUCGGAGCAGCUCGAAAAGGCGAGGAAGCUGCGCGAGCUCGCGCUGCGUCCCGGCAACUGGCACGCCAAGGCAGGCGAGUCGGACCGUGCGAUCAAGGAGAAGAAGCCCAAGUGGCUCUUUGCCGGCAAGCGUGGCAAGGGUACCUCCAGAUCGCGCUGA